Molecule: messenger RNA, 2921 nt
Organism: Cololabis saira (Pacific saury)
Lineage: Eukaryota; Metazoa; Chordata; Actinopteri; Beloniformes; Belonidae
Gene: rxrbb
Product: retinoid x receptor, beta b
Exons: 11
Coding region: 242-1519 (425 amino acids)
Biological process (GO): cell differentiation; retinoic acid receptor signaling pathway; anatomical structure development
Cellular component (GO): nucleus; RNA polymerase II transcription regulator complex
Molecular function (GO): nuclear steroid receptor activity; zinc ion binding; nuclear receptor activity
Source: RefSeq, a predicted model, not a curated record
CGGGACCAUAAUUCCAGCCUCCACAUCCUGGCUGCGAGGAUGGCGGCUCGGAGCCAUCAUGGCCUGUAAACAACAGCAUCAAACUCACGGAAACGGGAUCUGAUCGCUGGCCCGGUGUGCGGCAUUUGGUCUGGGGUAGAGCGGAGAAAACCAAAGUGCUUUUCAACGAUGCGUCGAAGGUGUGUCUGAUUGAUAUCCUUCAGACGGGACAUCGUUCUUCUUAGUGGGUACCUUACAAGCCAUGUCCUCACAGCAGCCCAACAGCUCAGCUUCCAACAGCCCUACCAGCAUCUUGGGUUCUCCAUUUUCAGUCAUCAGCCCCUCUCUUAACUCGCCAGGGAUCUCUCCCUCUUUGGGAUUUGGACCCAUCAGCAGCAGUCAGAUCUCUUCUUCAGGACCAAUAUCAGGGAUGCAUUCAGUCAGCAGCUCAGAAGAUAUCAAGCCUCCAUUUGGCCUGAGGUCCAUGUCACACAGCCCGGGAAUAAUGACAUCUCAGAAACGACUGUGUGUGAUCUGUGGAGACCGCUCCUCUGGAAAACAUUACGGAGUGUACAGCUGUGAGGGUUGCAAAGGUUUUUUUAAGCGAACUGUGCGCAAAGACCUAAGCUACACCUGCAGGGACAACAAAGAGUGCCUGGUCGACAAACGCCAGCGCAAUCGCUGCCAGUACUGCCGCUACCAGAAGUGCCUGGCCAUGGGUAUGAAGAGGGAAGCAGUCCAGGAGGAGCGCCAGAGGAACCGAGAGCGUGAGGGAGAGCUGGAUUUUGGUGUUGGGGUGAAUGACGAGAUGCCUGUGGAGAAGAUCUUGGAGGCAGAGACGGCUGUGGAGCAGAAGACUGAGCUUCACUCUGAUGGAGGCUCCGGGGGAAACUCGCCCCAUGAUGCUGUUUCCAACAUGUGUCAGACUGCAGACAAACAGUUGUUUGCUUUGGUGGAGUGGGCAAAGAGGAUCCCUCAUUUCUCUGAACUGCCCCUUGACGACCAGGUCAUCCUUCUGCGUGCAGGGUGGAAUGAGCUUUUGAUUGCAUCGUUCUCCCAUCGAUCCAUUCCUCUGAAGGAUGGAGUUCUUCUGACGUCUGAGCUGCAGCGCGACAGUUUACACACUGCUGGAGUCGGAGCCAUUUUUGACAGAGAGAGUGUGCAGAGUGCAGAAGUUGGUGCCAUAUUUGACAGGGUUCUGACUGAGCUCGUCAAUAAAAUGAGAGAUAUGCAAAUGGACAAAACAGAACUGGGCUGCCUCCGCGCUAUCGUCCUGUUCAACCCAGAUGCCAAAGGUCUCUCUAACACAAGUGAGGUUGAGCUCCUUCGAGAAAAGGUCUAUGCAUCAUUGGAAUCUUACUGUAAACAGAAGUAUCCAGAGCAGCAAGGAAGGUUUGCUAAACUCCUCCUCCGACUGCCAGCACUGCGAUCCAUCGGCUUGAAGUGCUUGGAGCACCUGUUUUUCUUCAAGCUGAUCGGUGACACACCCAUUGACACUUUCCUCAUGGAAAUGCUUGAAGCCCCCCAUCAGUUGUCUUAGAUAGGAAACCUGUAAACUCGUACUGUGGUUUAGAUAGCUGGAGUCUGAGAAGUGGGCGUGGGACUGGCGUGGCACUUUAAGUUCUUUUAAAAUUUGUCAUAUUUGUCUCACUGCUGUCUGCGUUACACUUUAGUGCAGCACAGAUUUGCUUUUUAGACCAAACCCAAGGCUUGGCAUGAUCUACAAGCUGGUGCUAUGUGUUGUCAUAACUUUGAGUAUGGUAAAACAUUGAUAUUUUUUUGAAAAAAAAAUGUAAAAAUGUAUGCAUCUCUCUCACAACAGCUAUAAUUUGGGUAUCCCUUUUUUAUAUAAGCUUUUUAAACACCUAAACAUGAAGAUUUUGUCGUCUCUCCAACUAAGCUUUUUGCCUAACAUCUUUUUCUCAAAUUUGAACAGAAGGCAACCCAAAUUAUGAGCAUACAUUAAGAAUACUCUUUUUUUUCUUUUUUAAAUGCAUUUUAAUGAAAGCCAGACCCUGACACAGAAGAGAGGUUGAAAUUGUCCAGCCCGAUUCAUCUGUGUUUAUAUAUAAACAGUGUUUAUAUAUGUGUUUACUUCUUCACACAAAAAAUUCUAAUCACUUUUGUGGUUAAUGAUUUGACUGUACUGCACUCUUGCGAUAGACUAUUUCUAAAAUAUACUUUGAGCGAACACCUGACCUCUAAAUGGCAAGGUGUGUCUUUUGGUGCUAUUUCAAGUAUAAUUUGACAUUAUUAGUGCGGUUGUACUUCAAACCUAAGAAAAUAUGCAAAAGUAAAAAUUCAUUUGUUAAUAUGCUUAAAAUGUAGCAAUAUAAAAUGUAAACUGCAUUCAGGGUUUUACAAGGUAAAUUGUGACCAGCGGAAAGGGAAUGCUCCCAUUUUGUAAUUUAUCUACUCGUUUCUAAGGUACUGUGCAAAAGUAAUUGUUCAGGGAAAAUGUAGUUUGAAAACUUUCAAUUCUGAUUAGGAAAUACAAAUUGUAUUAUAUUAAAUUUGUGCCCUUGUUUUUAUCUUUUUUUUUUUUUUUUUUUUUAAGCGACUAUAAAAGCAAAAUGUGUCUUGGGUUGCACUGGAUUUGCUGAGACUCUUUUGGUGCACUUUUUUAUCAGUUUUCUUUCCCCAAAUUUCUUCUUUUUUUUUUUUUGUAGCUAGCUAUCUUGCGCAUCAUUAUGUUUCUGCAGUUUAUUAAAAGUAAGCCCUAAUCACGUAAAUCCAUAACAGAUGUGGAUACAGUUAUUUAAAAAAAGAAAAACAAAAAAAAAAAGACCAAAUGAGAUCUGUGAUGGCCACAUGAAAACACCAGACGAGCAGCGCUGUUAAACUUGCCAUCAACCUUUUUAUGGUCUUGAAUGUCAAGUGACUUGAAGCAUGGGUUGUGUGGACUAAAAAAACAACAAAAAAAUAAAGAUGCUUAAGUAUUG